GUGCUGCAGAGCCGAGGCUACGAGAAGCUGGUGCUGCAGGUCGGGAGGGGCGAGCUGGAGCCGGCGCUGCCGAGCAGCCCGGCCUUGGAGGUGGAAGUUUUCCGCUACAAGGACUCCCUGGCCGAGGACAUGCGGAGGGCGGACCUGGUCAUCAGCCACGCAGGUGCAGGUAGCUGCCUGGAGACGCUGGAAAAAGGAAAGCCGCUAGUGGUAGUAACGAACGAAAAGCUGAUGGACAACCAUCAGCUUGAACUGGCCAAACGGCUCCACAGAGGUGGGCACGUCCUUUACUGUAACUGCAGCACUCUUUUGGAGACACUGCAGUCCAUGGACUUGUCAACUCUGAAACCUUUUCCUCCUGGACAUCCAGAAAAGUUUGCUUUAUUCUUGGAUAAAGUUGUUGGGUUUCAAUAA
This is a messenger RNA of Apaloderma vittatum (bar-tailed trogon), 414 nucleotides long. Its product is annotated as UDP-N-acetylglucosamine transferase subunit ALG13 homolog. Gene Ontology annotation, molecular function: hexosyltransferase activity. The annotation marks the transcript as partial. Gene Ontology annotation, biological process: dolichol-linked oligosaccharide biosynthetic process. NCBI's taxonomy places the organism in Eukaryota, Metazoa, Chordata, Aves, Trogoniformes, Trogonidae. The record is from RefSeq and is a predicted model, not a curated record. The transcript has 3 exons.